Xenopus laevis (African clawed frog) is the source of this 4240-nucleotide messenger RNA. RefSeq lists its product as uncharacterized. The record is from RefSeq and is a predicted model, not a curated record. The transcript has 2 exons. Bases 351 to 1817 code for a protein of 488 amino acids. Lineage: Eukaryota; Metazoa; Chordata; Amphibia; Anura; Pipidae.
GAACGAGACCUGUAUAGGGGAGAGUGGGACUUAGGCAAGGGACCCCUUCCCCCAGGGCUUCAGGUAGGUGUCAUGCAGCUGGGGCUGUUUGCCACCCCAGCCCCCCUUUCCCUCCCCCUGGACACAGACAAAGGGAACAAAGGGAGAGAUACCUAGUGGCGGGAAAAAAGGGGGCGGGUUGGGGGAGGUAAAGGGGGCUGGUGCAGAGAAGGGACAGACGUUUAAGGACGAAACCAAGCCAGGAGCAGCAGACUAACUUUUGUUUUUUGUUUCAGGCAGAUCGCUAAGAGCUGUGCGGCAAGAAACUCACCAGGAAAUCUGCAGCUUGAAGAGAUCCGGUCAGCGCUGAGAUGGAGGCGAAUGCGGCCCAAGUGAUGGAAAUCGGAGCGACGAAGAGGAAAGCCCUGAUGCCCAGGAGGUUCCGGGAAGAGACUGAAGGCUCGGCAGAGGACAUCGCUAGGCCCAAGAAGAGGGUAAGUUGUUCCCUGCAGGUCAGGAGCCGGUCGGCGAGCGGUGGAUGCGGCAGAAGAGACGGCGUCGUCAGCGAAGAGGAGGAAGCAUCGCGAGAACGGGAACCGGAUCAAGAUGACGUCACUUCCGGAUCGACGAACAGCGCUGGACCGGCGGUGAAGAAAAGGAAGAAGUUUGGAGGCGCACAGAGGAUCGGGGAGCAGCACGGCAAGGAGUAUACAAGGAAGAGGCAAUGGUAUAACCAGAGGAUGCCUGGAUGGGCAAUGGGACAAGAGUUUCCAUAUUGGGAGAGUUAUCGGGUGCCGAGUCUCCAGUUUAAAAACAGGGAGGAAGAGGAGAGCUGGUUGCAGUGGAGGAGAGAAAGAACGCAAAGACAAGAGGAGGAGGCAGGCCCAUCAACAAGGAAGGAAAAAGAAGCCUAUCCAACAAAUACAAGGAUGCAGAAAGAGGAUACAAGCACACAGAGACCAGUCGUGGCAACCGCUGCAAGGGAGGCACCUAUGGGUGAGUUGAAUGUGCAACAUGACAUACCAAUUGAUUUGGAUUCUGAUUCAGAGGAUUCAGAUAGUGAGUCAGAAGGGGGUAAAAUGUUAGCCAUACUUAAGAAGUAUCUGAAAGGCAAAGAGAAAGGUGGGGGUAUAGAAAAAAAUUCAAAAGAAACCACUCCGGUAAUGGUCCUAGCUGGGGCUGGGGAUACAUAUGCAUGCGCACUUACAGAGACUGCAGCACAUUUACCUAAGAAAGCGAGAAAGUCUAUAGAAGAGGGUAAAUUUGUGGAUAUUUACAGUUUAACUAGGGAAGCAGUUCAAGAAAAGGAAGAAGGGGUGAAACAGGAGGAAAAAGGGAGAAGGGGAAAAUCGAUAUUUGAUUGGUUGAAAGGGUUUUUGGUUUUCUCAAGCGUAUACCUAGUUAAAAAGCCGGAGCAGAGUUUGAAUAUCAUAAAAUACAUUGAUACAAUAAUUGACACAUAUCUGUUUUACAAGGGUACUUCAUGGUAUGAUUAUGACCAGGCUUUCAGGAAAAAGAUUGUAAAUAGUAAAAUGUUAUCUUUCGGGCAGAAGGACAUAGAUUUAUGGACAAGAUUGGUGUCUAAAGAGAGUAAUACAAGCUAUAAUGUGAACAAAGGGAGCUAUACGGUCAAACCAAGGAACGUGUGUUUCGCAUACAACGAGAGGAGAUGUAAUAGAGGGUAUGCAUGCAAAUUUAGGCAUGCAUGCUCUGCAUGUGGAUCUUCUCAUGUUGUAAGUGAAUGUAACAGGAAAAGGGAGACCCAAGCAAACAGGCAGCCCUUUCGAGGCGCUCAGCAAAAGAGCGGCAACGCCAGUGCAGAUGGGCAAACUAAGUGAGUCAUUACUUGGUUACCCAGAUAAAGAGGCAGCAGUAUUCUUAGCAAAGGGUUUUUUGGACGGUUUUAAGAUUCCUGUAGCGCAAACACCCCCCCCUAGUAAAAUCUAUAAAAAUUUAAAAUCAGCUGGCCAGCAUGAGGAUGUUUUAAAACAAAAAAUUGAAAAAGAAGUAAAAGCAGGUAGGAUGGCAGGGCCAUUUGAAGUCAUCCCCAUAGAGGGCCUGGUGGUAUCUCCACUAGGCGUAGUGCCCAAAAAAGAGCAAGGUAAAUUCAGGAUGAUACAGCACCUUUCAUAUCCAGUAGGGGCAUCAGUGAAUGAUGCACUAGAUAAAGAACAGUGCAAGGUGCAGUACCAGUCUUUCGACGAAGCUUUAGAAAUAGUAAAGGGACAGGGGGACAGGGCAUUGUUAGCAAAGGUGGACAUAGAGUCUGCAUUUAGGCUUUUACCUUUACACCCAGAGAGUUUUAAGUUGACCGGGUGUUAUUUUCAGGGAGCAUUUUUUGUGGAUUUAUGCUUACCUAUGGGAUGUGCAAUUUCAUGUUCAUAUUUUGAGAUGUUUAGCACAUUUUUGCAUUGGCUUAUAUGCCAAAGGUCGGGGAAUGCGGCCAUAGCCCACUACCUAGAUGAUUUUUUAAUCAUAGGGCCUAAACAAACAGGGAAAUGCCAGGAAACCUUGUUAAGAUUUUUACAGAUGCUAAAAGAGUUAGGUGUCCCAGUAGCGGACGAAAAGACAGUGCAGCCAACUACAAAGUUGACAUUUUUGGGAAUUGAGAUAGAUACAAAAGCCAGGAGGUGCAGGUUGCCAAGGGAUAAAGUAGAAAAAAGCAAGCAGGCAAUACAUAAUUUAAUGGGGACUAAAAAAGUAACGUUGAGAGAAAUGCAACAGGCUUUGGGGCUUCUGAACUUUGCAUGUAGAGUAAUUCCAAUGGGUCGGAUAUUUAAGAGAAGGUUGGAAAAGGCUACGACAGGGGUUAAAAAACCAUUCCACAAAAUAAGGAUAACUAAGGAGUUAAGAGCAGAUUUGGGUGUUUGGGAUAGUUUUUUGACAGAAUUUAACGGAAUAAGGUUAUGGUUAUCUGAGACAAAGAAUAACAGAGAAUUGGAAUUGUUAACAGAUGCGUCAGGUAGCAUUGGUUAUGGAGCUUACUUUGCAGGAAAGUGGUGCGCUGGAAGGUGGCCGCAAGCAUGGCGUGAGUUGGGUUUAACUAAGAAUUUGACUUUGCUAGAGUUAUUCCCCAUAGUAGUAGCACUAGAGCUAUGGGCAGGAGAUUUUAGGGAUAAAGCAAUUCGGUUCAUAUCAGACAAUAUGGGGGUGGUGUGUGCAGUUAAUAACUUAUCAUCGGAUUCAGCCCCAGUAAUCAAUCUAUUGAGACAGUUAGUUUUAAUUUGCAUGAGGUUUAACAUCUCAUUCAGAGCGCAGCACAUCCCAGGUGUAGAAAACACAUUGGCUGACGCAUUGUCAAGGGAAAAAUGGGAUCUUUUCUUUAAAUUGGCACCCAACGCAGCAAAAACACCUCAUAAUUGCCCUGAUAAUUUAUGGCAGUUGGUGAACCUCUCUUAGAAGAGCUGUACGGGAAAUCUGUAUCCGAGAGAACUCUUGCCGCAUACAAAAAGGCAUGGAAAAGAUGGCAACUAUUCUGCGAAAGCGGUAAGAGGGAGGGCAGCACUAAGGAUUUGUUGUCAUUUUUGGCGUUAAUGUAUAGGGAGGGAAAAUCAAAAGCAGGCGCCAGCGCCACGCUAGCGGCGAUUUCCCAUUUUUCAGUAGCAGAAGGUAGACCUGAGAUAGUACGCAGCCCAGUAAUUAGGAAAGUUAUAAAAGGAUGGGCAAGAGCGGAGGGCCCUAGAGUAGAUGAGAGAGAACCAAUAGUGGAGAGCAGGCUGGCUUUGGUCAUAAGGGCAUUAAAAAAGGUCUGUUUUGAUCAAUUUGAAUAUAUGCUGUUCAGGGCAGCAUUCACAUUAGCAUUUGGGGGGGCAUUGCGGUUAAGUGAAUUGGUUCCCCCAUCAAAAAAGGCAGCAGGGAAAGGUUUAAUGGACAGGCACGUAGUUAUACAAGAAGGGAAAGCUUUGGUCUAUGUUAGUAGAUCUAAAACCGAUCAGGAAGGGAAAGGGAGGUGGAUAGGUAUAGAGGCCACAGGUAAAAUAACAUGUGCGGUCAAGGCACUGGCGAAUUAUAGGACAGUCCGGCCCGGGGGUGGGCAGCUGCUACUACUGCACAAAGAUUCAUCCCCCCUUUCUGCUUUCCAGUUUAGCCAGGUGCUGAAGAAGGCAGUAAUAGUCAAUGGUUGGGACCCAAAGAAAUUUAGUUCACAUUCUUUCAGAAUAGGUGCAGCAACGGAGGCAGCAAUGAGGGGGGAGUGUAUAGAGAAGAUAAAAAAGAUGGGGAGAUGGAAAUCAGAGGCAUAUAGGAAGUAUAUACGGCCCGU